AUGGAAAACCGCCUCCUUUACUCAUUUACGUUACUACUGGUUACCCUUAUCCAUUUCACAACAACUCUAGCUCAGUCCCAGGUUCCAUCCCCAGCACCUCUGUCACCAGCACCACCACUUCCAUCACCACCGACUCCAGCACCCUUGGCUCCAUCACCGCCAACUCCAGCACCCUUGGCUCCAUCGCCGCCAACUCCAGCACCCUUGGCUCCAUCGCCGCUGUCCGUGGUACCCCUGUCUCCAGCACCACCAGGCCCCACAAACAUUAUCACAAUCCUUGCUAAACCUGGCAUGUUUUCUGCUUUAAUUCGGCUACUUAAAACUACCCAAGUGGAUGAUCGAAUCACUUCACUGCUCAGUGACUCAAAAGGCGGUCUUACACUAUUUGCACCCACAGAUAAAGCCUUCGCCAACCUCAAAUCUGGCACUCUAAACUCCCUUGAUGAUCGGCAACAGGUACAGCUGAUCUUAUACCAUAUACUAACUUCAUAUGUUCCUGUCUCCCAGUUUGAAGCCGCUAGCAACCCACUCCACACACAGGCAGGCGACACUGCCAAUGGCGAGUAUCCUCUCAAUGUCACAACAGCAGGCAAUCAAAUCACCCUAAUGACAGGACUAGUUAAAACCACAGUAAGUAAGGUACUAUACACAGAUGGCCAGCUAGCUGUGUACCAGGUAGACGAUGUGCUUCUUCCAAUGCGUAUCUUUGCUCCAUUACCACCAGCUCCUGCACCAUCUAAGCAUAAGAAGGCAGCAGAAGGUCCUUCAAGUCCUUUAGUUUCCUCAGAUUCUUCCACUGGUAGUGGUGGCACUUCCGUUGUUCCUUCUGGCUCAGUGGCUUUGGCCUGGCAUUCAGUUGUUUGGUUUGCAGGACUGGCUGCAGCAAUUACUUUGUGCUGA
Messenger RNA from Malania oleifera, 900 nucleotides. Its product is annotated as fasciclin-like arabinogalactan protein 12. The coding region runs from base 1 to 900 and encodes 299 amino acids. Lineage: Eukaryota; Viridiplantae; Streptophyta; Magnoliopsida; Santalales; Ximeniaceae. The transcript has a single exon. The record is from RefSeq and is a predicted model, not a curated record.